AUGUCUUCCACCACUGCUACCACAACCACCACCACCCAUAACAACAUGACCGACGAAGAGCUUGACCGCGACUGGAAGCCCAAUGGCCGUCGCCCGCAAUCCACCAUUGCGCGCAACUUCUCCCAAGAGCUGAUGGACAUUUUCCGCAUCGACAAGGACAUCACCGACCUCGACGACCAGGUCGACAAGCGGUCAGUCUCCGCCAACGCCAACGCCAAAGCCAGCGCCACGAUUGACAUCGAUCUCGAUACCCGAAAGCAAGAAGUCGACAAAAAGACGUCUGAACUCGAAGCCCUCGAGGCGCGUAUCCGUGAGAUGGAGGAGAAACUCAAGAGUCAGUACCCAGCAGCUGCUGUUGGCAGCUCAGCACAGCCAUCACAGAUCCACACCCAGACCCAACACGUCAAGAGCAGGCCAGGGACCAUGAGACAGAGCCAGCAGGCGCCAGGUUCCGGGGCGAUGCCGCCUACCCCGAUAGGAAGUGAAGACGGUGAUCGCGAGCGAGGCCACUGAGUACCUCCACACUACUUUGAAUUCGAGAGAUACCCCCAAUGUCUCCUCAACCUUGUCGACAGCACUGAGGGUGGAGGAGGGAUCGGAAUUGCGCAUUACAACAGAUGACGACAUCUACUGAGAUUUGCCGGGGAGUGACAAUAACCGGGAGGGUCACACGACAGCCCAUGAAGCCGUUGGCGAAUCCCGGAGAACCGAAUCCAUGAUAGACGGCGAAAUACGAAUACCACGACACGCUAUAUCAGCACUACUACAAUUUUAAUACUUUCUUCGCCGCCGACCGGGCCAAUGCCAAUCCAAUGCCUUUCUUCCAACGAAAUGGAGACGUCCACUCUUUCUCGACUACUAUGACUGCGCUUCGCUAUAUUCCAGGUCUUGAGGAGACCCUACUCCAGGACUGCUGUCAAGGAAGCGACAAAAGAAGGACUCUACCAUUACCAUGGCCCGGUUCACGGAGUUUUGGCUUUCGACCCCCAGAUACCAGGACGCCAUAACAUUAAUAAUCAUCCACUCGCUUGCACUUUUGCCUCUACACGAGGCCAACAACGAUCGUUCUCGCUGAUUUGGUGUCCUGGGGCAGGACGGUUGGAUGAAGGGUUCAUGGUUGGCCAAAUCGCUUGGAGAAGUGGCAUUUGCAUGGGACGUAAGGGAUUGGAGAAGGGAGAGCAGCACAAAGGAUGACUGCAAUGGCUCUUGGAGGGUUCACAUGUCCUGUAACUACAGAGACACGACAUUUGUCUAGGAUUUCACGGUAGUUCAGUUGCAUCUGUAGGUUGGAUAUAUUGUACCAUGUCCGGAACAGAGAUUGUAACUUGAAGG
This is a messenger RNA of Neurospora tetrasperma FGSC 2508, 1332 nucleotides long. RefSeq lists its product as uncharacterized. The record is from RefSeq and is a predicted model, not a curated record. The coding region runs from base 1 to 513 and encodes 170 amino acids. The transcript has 4 exons. NCBI's taxonomy places the organism in Eukaryota, Fungi, Ascomycota, Sordariomycetes, Sordariales, Sordariaceae.